ACAUACAUGCGGUCUGCUUGGUGAGUUGGGCCGUAAGUGGUGUGUAGUGAGGAGGGCGGAGACAAUGUUGUAGCUUAUGAGCGACAGGGAGAACACUGGAGAGGACGGCCAGCUAUUGCGUUCACGUACACGUCCGAUCGCCCACUUGGCUUUAGGUCCAGAGGGCGACCGACAUCUGUUCCGCCAGCUUAGGGAGAGGCAGCAGCAGCAGAGGAGGGCUAGAGCAGCGGAGGCUAGCAGGGCGCUCGUAAGCGAAGUUGCAGCUUCGGAGGCAAUGGCUACCUCUGCACAACAGACCUCUCCGACAGGUAGUUCAGGAUCCGUAGGGUCAGCAAGCUCUGCUGGGUCAACAGGCUUUGUAGGGUCAACUGGCUCUAUAGGGUCAACGGUAGCGCAAGCUUUGAGUCAGUCCGUUGGCGUUAUGGCAAGCCAGCCAUUAGUGAUGACUCCUGAGGAGGUCGCCAUACAGCGAGCCGCUGAUCGCGAGGCACAGCUACAACAGGCUUUGAGAGAGAUUAAGGCAGAAAAAGAAAUGAUGAUUAGAAGAAGAGUCAGGAUGCAGCGAAGACAAGCGGACGUUAGUGAGUUAGAGAAGAUGGACCCUGAAGAGAUGGAUGAUGAUGUGAGGACCAUAUGGAAUCAGUUGGCAGGUGAGGCCAACAUCAAUGUUCACAACUUCCCCUCGUUUAGCAAGAAGGCCCUAGACCUUGAGGCGAAGAUAGGGCAUGGGCAGGCACCCACUACGGAUGGUAGAAAAAAGUCACUGCCUCCCAACUGGAAGGCGAAGGGGCGCAUAAUGUUUGUCGAUAACGAUGGUUCCACCAUCGAGUUAGACGACAACUUACAGGAGGGAGUAGGUUCAGAGGCUGGCAGCGUUGAAGCUUCAGGGGAUGGAGUUGUCGCUGCCGUAGCUCAAAAAGCAAAGGCGACCGGUAGACGUCGCGGAGGCUCCUGGUCAAGGAGUCAAGUUGACCCCAACGCUCCCCCAUGGGAGAAGGCGGGUCUCACAGAGGACGUGUGGAGAGAUCGGUAUACACGGCAGGCCUGUAUUCGUUGUGGUCAAUAUGGCCAUAACCAAUUCAAGUGCCGCAACAAGAAGGUGACCGAUAAGAUCCCGCCUACGAUGGGGCAGGCGUUGGGUCCCGUUGGUAACAAUGUUGCCAGCACUUCAGGCACUGCUCCAGGAAACACGUCGGGCCAGCCUGGUGAGAGUUUGUCCAUGGACUUCAUGGAUACGCUGGUUACCAGCAAGAGUGGGAUGAGACACAUUUUUGUCAUUGUGGAUAGAUUUAGUUAUGCUAGAUUAAUAGCCAUGCCAGAGACUGCGAAGAUCGAGUACGUAAUCAGAUUGUUCAAAGAGAACUGGGUCAGGGAUUCUGGAUUGCCCAAAUCCAUAGUGAGCGACAGAGAUGUCCGCUUCAAUAGCGAAUUGUGGAAGGCCGCUGCUGCAGAGCAGGGAACCCAGUUGCAGAUGACUUCUGGAAAUCACCCAGAGGCCAACGGUCAGGCCGAGCAAUUGAAUCGUGUUGUACAACACCUGUUGAGGCAUUACAUCAAGCCCAACCAGGUGGACUGGGAUGAGAAGCUUGCUCUCAUCGCCAAUCUGUACAACAACGCUGUACACAGCGCCACCGGGGUGAGCCCAAACAGUUUGCUAUUGACUUUCAAGCCUGGACUACCCUUAGACUUUCUCCUUCCUGAGAAUCAGUCAACUGCUGCACCUGGUACUUUAGAGUUUGCCUACAGGUAUGAACAGAAGAUGCAGCAGGCGGUAGAGCAGAUGCAGAAGGCACAAGCAGCAAUGAUAGAGUUUGAGAAUAGACACCGCCGACCUUCUACGUUUCAGGUUGGGGACAGAGUCUGGGUGAAGUCCUCAGAACUGGGACAGGAGUACGGGAUUUCCCGCAAACUCAUGCCACAAUACUUUUGGCCAUGGGAAGUCUUAGAUAUUGUCGGGUCUGAUCCGGAUGGGCCAUCUUAUGUAAUCCGGAUCCCUGGUCAUCUCCGUACUUACCCUGUCUUUCACGCCUCCAAGCUUGCACCUUUCAAAGAAACAGAUCAGUUUCCAUCUCGUCGUUCAAUGCUGCCCCCACCCAUGGAUGGAGAAGUGGAUAUCGAUGACAUCGUGGACCACAGAGAGCUGCCAGUUCCAAGACCAACAGGCAGGGGACGUCCUCCGAAACCGAAGCUGCAGAACCGCGUUUGGUUCCGACAUCAUAUUGAUCCUAAGGAGGACCGCUGGUUCACCCGGGAAGAACUUAUGCAGACCGCUCCUCAAGUUGUGGCUCAUUACGAGGAUUCUCUGCAGAAAGGAAAGCGCGCGAUGCUGCAACUACUCUCUGACUUGAGAGACAAACUAAUGACUUCACCAAGAGGAGUUAUGGGAAAACCUGCAGAGCUGGUCAAGCAGCUGGAGGAGAAGGAUGUGCACAUCCGCUAUCUGGAAGGACUCAGGCAGCAAUGUGAAAGGCAACAUUUAGCCCAACUUGAGAAAGCGAACAAGGAUUUGGCAUUGAUGGAGCAGAAACUCAGGAGAGAAAGCCAAUUAAGGUGUGAGGCUAAUCUGAAGCUUGCAGCUCUGACUGCUGGCCAGGAGCCUCCUUCCAAGGUUAACGAUGAGCUGCUGAGGAAGUAUGUGGAUCUCGAGAACAAGUACCAAACGCUCCUUGUGGAAUCGCAGUCCAAGCAGAAGCUGAUUGACUAUUUCCAAAGCGNUAACGAUGAGUACGAUGUGCAAACACUGAUGGAGCAGAAGAAGGUGGAGAUGGAGGGGGAGGGGGAGGGGGAGGAGGAGGAGGAGAGGAAGAGGAGAAGGGGAGGAAUUGCUUGGAAGAUGAACCAUGGAGACAAUGCCAACAAAACUGAAAUGAUGCGAUCGUCCUCUUACCUGCUUCUGCAGGAUUUGGAUGGACCACCCACCACCAGUGAAGCUGGAGAAGCUAUUGUACAAGGUGACCUAGACCCUACUCCUCCACAUCAACUGCAUGCUUCUGCAGAGUCGGUCCAAAGACCAGUCUGCCCGUCUCAGGGUCCUUCUUAACCAGGCUUGUGCAAGGAAUA
Messenger RNA from Chara braunii, 3060 nucleotides. NCBI's taxonomy places the organism in Eukaryota, Viridiplantae, Streptophyta, Charophyceae, Charales, Characeae. The record is from the annotation of a GenBank genome assembly.